This is a messenger RNA of Gigantopelta aegis, 1257 nucleotides long. RefSeq names its product splicing regulatory glutamine/lysine-rich protein 1-like. The record is from RefSeq and is a predicted model, not a curated record. NCBI's taxonomy places the organism in Eukaryota, Metazoa, Mollusca, Gastropoda, Neomphalida, Peltospiridae. Gene Ontology annotation, molecular function: RNA binding. Gene Ontology annotation, cellular component: nucleoplasm.
AUGGCGAUCUGUACAGUCCAAGUGACAAAUAUCUGCCCAAAGGCCUCCUAUCGACAGAUGAAGGAAUUGCUCAGUUAUCUAGGAGACAUUGACGAAAUUAGACUGUUUCCUGAGGAUGAGGAUCGUAUUGAUAUUCCUUCUAAAGUAUGUUUUGUCACUUACAAAGAAAGAUCAUCAGUUGAAACAGCAUUACAUCUUUCUAAUACAAUAUUCAUAGAUCGAGCUUUAAUUAUAUCUCAGUCACGUUAUGAAGUUAUUCCAGAUGAAUCAGUUGCCAUGUCAUUAGCUGCUCCUGCUGUAGCAGUAGCAAACCCUGCCCUAUUUGGUAACUCUAACUCCACCCCUUUACUGCCGACUCCACAAAGCAGUCUUCUAGGAACACCACAAGCACCAUUAUUGCAGAAUCCACUGGCUAGUGCAAUAGAGCAGGCACAGGCUGUAGCAACCUCUAUAUCAGCAAAUUUACAAUCAUUUGAUGAUGUUAAUAAUUCUGCCCAGAAUUCAGCUGUGCUCAGUGUUGGAGGCUCUGUUAUUCCAUCGACUCCUACUAUUACCGGCAAUGUUGAUCCAACAAAGAUUGAUGAGAUAAGAAGGACUAUUUACGUCGGGAAUUUAAGUAGCACGUUAUGGGUUUUUUUCCAAACUUGUGGUGAAAUUCGUUAUGUUAGAAUGGCAGGAGACGAAACCCAACCCACUCGGUUUGCCUUUGUUGAAUUUACCAAUCCAGAGUCAGUUCAAAUAGCUCUACAAUACAAUGGAGCUAUGUUUGGUGAUCGUCCCAUCAAAGUCAAUCACAGCAAAAAUGCUAUAGUUAAGCCACAGGGAAAAACACCUGAAAUGGCACAGAGAGAAGUCGAUGAGGCAAUGAGGAAGGUACGCCAGGCAACUCAUGCUAUAUCUACUGCUAUUGAACCAGAAGUCGCUCAAGGUAAUUUUGACCUUUAAGGGACUGCUUCUUUAAUUACAUUUCUAAUUAGGUCUCGAGAACGCAGGAGAUCUAGAUCACGGGAUAGACGGAGGCGAUCUCCCUCUCGUGAGAGAUAUCGUCGACAAAGUCCUUCGUGGUCUCCUCGUCACCGUGGUUACUCUCCCUAUCGAGUGAUAGUCGCAGAGGAGGUUAUCGGGAUAGAAGAUCGCGUUCCAGGUCCCCUCCUCGUCAAUAUUACUCCCAUCGUCGAAGGGAAGGUACAUUAUUCUGAUAAUAGUCCACUCUCAGGACAAGAUGAUGACCGACACAGCAGUCCCUCUUCAGACUGA